Molecule: messenger RNA, 5804 nt
Organism: Perognathus longimembris pacificus (Pacific pocket mouse)
Lineage: Eukaryota; Metazoa; Chordata; Mammalia; Rodentia; Heteromyidae
Gene: Rnf152
Product: ring finger protein 152
Exons: 2
Coding region: 232-843 (203 amino acids)
Biological process (GO): cellular response to amino acid starvation; positive regulation of autophagy; negative regulation of TORC1 signaling
Cellular component (GO): lysosomal membrane; lysosome
Molecular function (GO): ubiquitin protein ligase activity
Source: RefSeq, a predicted model, not a curated record
UCUCUCCUGCUCGGCGGCCUCCGCGAACCGCUUCCACCUGAUGUCAUCACGCAGAAGGGGGUGAAAGGGACUCGUGACAGAUUCAGACAUGAACACCCUGGUGAACGCCCAAGGCCUGCCAGCUCUGUGAUUCCCUGGGUGGCACCAAGAAGACAAGGUGGUAACUGCUAAGGAGCAGCUCUUCUUCCUCCUCCGCCCUCGGGGCCUCCCCCUUCCUGCCCGCGGACCGCGAUGGAGACCCUCUCCCAGGAUUCUUUGCUGGAAUGUCAGAUCUGUUUCAAUUACUACAGCCCCCGGCGCAGGCCCAAGUUGCUGGAUUGCAAGCACACCUGCUGCUCCGUGUGCCUCCAGCAGAUGAGGACCAGCCAGAAGGACGUGCGGUGUCCCUGGUGCCGGGGUGUCACCAAGCUCCCCCCGGGCUUCUCGGUGUCCCAGCUCCCCGAUGACCCCGAGGUCCUGGCGGUCAUCGCCAUACCCCACGCUUCAGAGCACACCCCGGUCUUCAUCAAACUCCCGAGCAAUGGGUGCUACAUGCUGCCCCUGCCCAUCUCCAAGGAGCGCACUCUGCUGCCCGGCGACCUGGGCUGCCGCCUGCUGCCCGGGGGCCAGCAGAAGUCCCUCACGGUGGUGACCAUGCCCGCCGAGCAGCAGCCCCUGCAAGGGGGGGCCCCCCAGGAGGCGGCCGACGAGGAGCCAGACCGGCGGGGAGCCGUGAAAAGCUCCACCUGGUCGGGCGUGUGCACUGUCAUCCUGGUCGCCUGCGUCUUGGUCUUCCUCCUGGGCAUCGUGCUGCACAACAUGUCCUGUAUCUCCAAGCGCUUCACGGUGAUCUCCUGCGGCUGAACGAACCCCAGGGGCAGGGCAGGCUCUUGGUGGGUGCCAACGUUAGAGGUGGGGGGCAGCUUUGGUGAUGGGGAUCCCGAGGAGAUGGGGGAGGGGGUGACACUGACCGCUUUGGUGCCAAGCGCCGGCCACCCGGCUUUGCUACUUGAUCCACCCGCAGGACAGGCACGGAGGGUGGAAGGCGAGGUCCGAGCAAGUAUGGCAGGCGACUUGCUGUGUGUGGAUGGAGCCGGCUUUGAAGACGACUGCAUGCUUCCUCAUAAUCAUGUAUGAAAUGGGGCCUGUAAAUUUAUGAUUUCCUCAAGAUCACACCACGAGAUAGACAUAUUCUACUUAGACAUUCAACUGUACGCGUGCAUACAACGAUCUCUAAAUACAGUAGGCUCAAACGAAGAUGCUGUGUAGAUGAGUAGAAUUAAACCUCGGGUCCACGUAGAAAUUCAGUAAAGACACCUAGUGCUGGCUGCUUUGGCCUUUCUCUUUUUCUUCUGUUUUAUUUUAAUGACACCCAGUGUUCUUUCUGUUGCUAAGGCAUCUUAUACAUUUCGAAGGACACCCCAAUCCAAAUAAGUAAAAACGGAUUGUCGUGAUUGGAAGGACACAUGUAAACAAGAGUCUGCAGUGUGCUGUGUCUUGUCCUGUACCUUCCUUUCUCUUGUGAUUAGAAUUGGCUAGCCAUUUAUUCAUCUGAACGCAGACAAGGGAGCAUUCAACCAAGACAUAGUGAGAAAUGUCUAAUUCCACAGGAAGCCACGAUGCCGAUUUUCCUCAAGCCAUCUCACAAUUUAAAAUGUAAAUAGUUGUGUAUUGGUGUGUGUGUGUAGCGUGUGUGUAAUUUGAUUUACCUCAGGUUUUUGAGUCUUUUUCAGAAGAAUCCUGUGAGUCAGACUUCACAGGAAUGAAUAAGUUGUUGACCACUUUGUGAACACUGGAUCCUUUCCCUCAGCCCCCCGUGAGGUGUGGCCUACUUCCCCUCCAACACUCACCUGCUCCUUUGUUGUGUGUUUUUAAAUGCUGUAUUUUAAAGGUAGAAAUGGAGACCGUCGGAAGAGCUUGUCUUUCCUUCCAGUUUUGGGCUUUGUGACAACUAUGAAUGGCCGAGCAGCUGAGUUAGACGGAUUACUUUUUGAAAGAUGUUGGCCUGUGAAAGUCAGACCUUUUAGAACUGCAAUGUUCUCUUGAGAUAGAAGCAAGAAAAAAAAAGUCUUUUCUAUUUUAAAAUAUGUUUGUUUGUGUGUUGAGAAAAGUGGCAUGGUAAACAGCUCACAUUCCCAUCAAUGUGGGCCAGUUCCUUAUGAAUUUGUAACUACUUAAAAAUGUGUAGCAGUGUGUGGAUACACAUGAAGAAAGACCUACUAAAGUAAAAGGAUAAAUUCCUUUGGGGGGGAGGGAAGAGGGAGGAAAUUCAGCUGUGAGCUUUAGACUUCUUUUCUAAUUCCUUUCAUUGACUUCAGGAAAGCAAGUCCUCCACUUAAAUAGGAUUUUUAAGUUCUGUUGAACCCCAGCAAAUGGCAGGAAGGUGGGGAGAAAGAAGAGUAAAAUGAGCAGUGACUGGUUUCAGAAAGUGAGGCUAGACAAUAGCCCUUUAUGGAGACACUUUACCUAUAUGCUAGCUAUUACCUUCAAGCAACAUAAAAUUAUAUGCAUACUAGACUGAUGGAAUUAAUGUGGAAUAAAUUAAAAACCUAAUAACUAGAAUACAAAGCUAACACUUAAUUGGCAUGAGAAUUCAAUGUAAAAUUAUGAACUCUGAUUUUUCAAAUCUUACAAAUUUGUCAUAAAAACGGUUAGAAAAUGUAUUUGAAAGCUCAAACUAGAAAUUAGGUUACAAUGCCAUUUUAUUGUGUAAGCUAUUGAGCAUUAUACAACAAAUAAUCUAGGAUUUAUUUGGUAUUAAUAAUUUAGGUAUCAUAUUAGCUGAAUACUAUCCUGUAUUAUGUAACACAAUAUACCGUUGGGUUAGUGUCAAUUUCUCAAACUCGCAGGCUGCUGUAAUGCAUGUCUGACCUAAUUUCUAUUUUUUUUUUCUUGGAGGGAAAAAAAUUACAUAGAAAUGUUGCAUUAAAAAUGCUGCAUUUCAAACAGAUUUUACCCUUGCAAUCCUAAGCCAUGGAAUAUUUAAAUUAAUUUGAUGAAUGGUAUCUGCAUACAUACAUGUACAGUGUGAAAUGACACAGCCUCUAGCAUAGUCUUUGAUAGAGUUGUGCUUGUGCAGUAGGUUAGGUAGCCGCCGUGGGCACUAAUGUGUGUGGUGAUGCAGUGUCCCAUGUUUCCUAGUCCAAAGCUGUAGAGUAAAAACCAAAUGUCCACAGAAUUGUUCCCUUAAAACCAGCCCUGUGCUGGAGCUGCCGUGGGCAGUGCAAAAUUAAUUGGCUCUCUGCUAGAUUCUUAACCUUAAAAUGAAUAGUACAAACACAAAGCAGAAUAUGUGUAUGUAAGUGUUUAAGAAACAUUAUUUGCAUUGUUAAAUGAAUUGUACCAGCAGUGUGUGUGUGUGUGUGUGUGUGUGUGUGAGAGAGAGAGAGAGAGAGAGAGAGAGAGAGAGAGAGAGACCGAGACCUAGUAGGUUUAAUGAUGUUUUAAUACUGUCUGGCUUCCCUUUGCUCUGGCCUCUUCUGGAUUUACGUGCAAUGCUACCAACUUAUGUACUCCAUGCAAUACAGUGGCCGGAAUUCCUCCUUGCCUAUCUGUGAAAGGUUGCAAGUGGAAAGCACAGAACAUUAGAGCUAAAAGCAACCUCUGGUGGCAGGCGUCAGUUUGGAAGGGAGGGGCCUGGAAAUGAAAAUGGCAACUUGUAAUUCUGCAGCAAAAGCGUGUUGACUAUGCAUUGUGAUGCCCUUUGCUUCUUCCUGGAUCUGUCCCUACCCCUGCCUAAUGAGUGAUUUCAUUUCAGGGUGGAUGAGUAUCCUUUCUCAUUCCACUAUUGCUUUCAGGUUUGUUUUGUAGGUUCCUUUUCAUUUUAGUUAGGAACUUCUCUGGGACACAAAAGGAGGGAUGAGCAUACAUGAUUGAAGGAACUUUUCAAACCAUGUGAUUUGAAGUUCUAAAAUGGCGAAACAUUGGUUGGACCCUCCUUCCUGUGUGUAAAGGACAAUGGAUGUUGUAUAAAUAGUAAACCAUAAGAAGCAUGAAUUUUCUUUCAUCUUUACUAGUGAUCUUGACAAACAAGUGAAUGCUUAAUAUGUUAAGUGGAGCCAAGUAUGCCACCGAAAAAGCAUUGUCUUUGGAAAAUAGCUGCAUCGUUAUCUGUGGUAAAAAUUUUGUUGAAAAGAGGCAAAUUGGUUCUGAGUUCUAAUCACAUUUUAUUAUCAGAAAGCUCAAGAUACUUUCUUUACAAAUACAGUUAAUCUCGUGCAUGACCUACACUGUGGGCCCACUAGAGGGUCAACUGUGUGCUAGUUACAGCCCUGGGGAUUUUCUAGAUCAAUAUGAUUUCCUAGAACAGUGCCAUUUGAUAGAAGUUUGGGGGAUGGUGAAAAAUGUUAAAAAUUAAAUUAUCCCAUGUGGCUAGUGGCUACCAUAUUGGCUAGUGGCAUCAAAAUGUUCCUGAAGUAACAGUGUGAUAAAGAGAGAGUUUGUGGGCUAGUAACAUAGAGUUGGCAAAAAGAAAGCUCUUCCAUUCUGGGCUUAAAAAGUACGUCAUCUCCAAUAUGACAGUAAACAUGCAUCUGCCGCCCUUGGAGUUAUUAUUUAGAUAUUUUGGACCAAGGAAGAGCAAUAAAGCUUAAAGUGGACUUUAUUAAGCCCCGUUUUUUGGGACCAUUAGCUGCAUGUGAAUUUAUUGUCCAAAAAUAGUAGUUAGAUUGUAGCUGUAAAAUGUUUAACUUGCAAGCUGUGCAUGACCUGUGUUGUGAAAUCGUGUUUAGGGUCUUAUGGCCAAAAAAGUAAAUGUUACAGGAAAAAAAACAAGCCUGUGAACUCCCCCUUCACUUCCAGUGUCUUUCCUGAACUCCAUUGCUGCAUUCGGAAGGUAUAAAAUCUAAGAGCAAACAUGUUUGCAGAGUUCAGAGUGUUUUUGUUUUCUUGGGACGUCUGACAGCUUGUCAUUCGAUUUGGUAUAGGAAUCUGGAUGCCAGUUUUUAGAUGCCAGACUAAAAUGUGGGUACUAUUUUUAGAAUGGGAUUUGACAUUUUUUCUUUUAGUUUACACUAGAGCUUUGCACAAAGGCACUUUUAAAAAUUACCAUUAAGCAGUUGUACAAAGGGGUUACAAUUCCACAAACAAAGGCACUUUUUACAUUUUGUUUUGUUUUACAACAGGAAGCAUUGACCAAUGGAAUUGAAAGACUGGAAGGGUAUUGAAGUUGCUAGGAUAGUUGUUGUUUUAUUUUUUUUUAAUUGAGUAAAAGAAAGCAGGAAAUUCAGUUUGAGAUAAAUUUCCAUGUAAAACUCACACUCUUUCUGGUAGUCUGAUAUUUAUUCCAGUCUAGGUAAUCUGAAGAGUUCCCAUUCUUGUAUUUGAAAUUUUGUGUCUCAAAAUUGGUUAGUCUGCUUUGGGUUGUAUUCCAUGUGUAAUGUAAACCAAAGGUAUUUGCUUUAAUCUAGCAGAUUUGAUUAAAGAAAUUGUAGAGUUUGUGAGUGGAGGAGACUGUUCUGCUAAAUUUUUUGUCAACGUGGUUGUUUUUUCAUUAGACUUCAGAAAAAUUAGAAAGCUCAAGGUAAUUAGUAGACAGGUGUGAAAUCAAAUACAGUAUGGUGUAUCUUCCCUUAGAAAAAUGAUGCUACCAGCCGAGGUAGCAUUUUGUUUGAAGUAUCAGUCAGGCCAUUUGUCAUCCUUGACCUAGAUGGAGAAUCUAUUCCUUGACAUCAUUCCCAGCAAAAUGUCACCCACAAGGUAAUCCUUACCCACACAGCUUCGACAGCAUGCCGGAGCCAAGGUCAUUUCAUGACAAUUUUGAAGCUAAAAGUGAAAUUUCAAAGCAAUAGUGAUCAGUUGCUGAAUGUUGUGAAACUUGAAACAUU